AGCAUAAUGAAGCGAAUGGGCCCCAGACUACUUUCCGAACAACCUCGACCGGCCCAAACUCCUAGACGAGGCCCAGUAAGUAACCCGGUCCGGUUCUUUUCCUACAACUCUGGGAGACUUGGCCACAGAGGUCGUGAAGAAGCUCCAAACUCUCUCCGAUCACUUUCCCUCUCUUUCCACUUCGUGGUAGUCAGCCGGAACUGGGACUGGGUUUCCAAAAUGCUGGCUCGGCUCGCCGCAAGCCGUUUCCUUGAGAUCCGUCAAGUUUUCCGUCAGCCUUCGCGAUCCUUCUCCACUGCCUUAAAUUACCAUCUUGAUUCGCCGGACAACAAACCUGACCUUCCGUGGGAGUUCUCCGCAGCUAAUAAAGAGAAGGUUAAGGAGAUAUUGUCACACUAUCCAUCCAACUACAAGCAAUCUGCUGUUAUUCCUCUGCUAGAUCUUGCACAGCAGCAGCAUGGGGGAUGGCUUCCUGUCUCAGCAAUGAAUGCAGUAGCUAAGAUUAUAGAAGUUGCUCCUAUCCGCGUAUAUGAAGUUGCAACAUUCUAUUCGAUGUUUAAUCGGUCAAAGGUGGGAAAGUACCACCUUUUGGUUUGUGGCACAACACCAUGCAUGAUUCGUGGUUCACGAGAAAUUGAGGAUGCUUUACUGAAACAUCUAGGAGUGAAGCGGAAUGAAGUAACAAAGGAUGGAUUGUUCUCUGUUGGAGAAAUGGAAUGCAUGGGAUGCUGUGUAAAUGCUCCCAUGAUCACAGUGGCAGACUACUCCAAUGGAUCUGAAGGAUAUACCUAUAAUUACUAUGAAGAUGUUACACCAAAGCGAGUUGUAGAGAUAGUUGAGUUGUUAAGAAAGGGGGAGAAGCUACCGCCUGGCACUCAAAAUCCAGGUCGAAUUAAGAGUGGACCAGAAGGAGGAAACACUACUUUGCUAAGUGAGCCCAAACCCCCUCCAUGCCGUGAUCUUGAUGCAUGCUAAAAAUUUGUGGUAUUUGUUGUCUUUAAUAAUGUUAAGCUUGGAUGUUCUCAGGCUUCCCUCUGUUGUCAGCAAUGUUAAAUAUGUUUAAUGGUCAACCAUUUUUGUUAUAUCUCUGGCACUAUUGUGUCUGCUAGAUGUUCCAUACAAUUCUAUCUUGUUUCCAAUUAUGCUCUGGCUAGAACUAUACUGAUUUUAAGUAUGUUUUUAUGGACAUUAUAAGAUUGCUGAGCAUUUUCAAA
Ziziphus jujuba (common jujube) is the source of this 1214-nucleotide messenger RNA. RefSeq names its product NADH dehydrogenase [ubiquinone] flavoprotein 2, mitochondrial. Gene Ontology annotation, biological process: mitochondrial electron transport, NADH to ubiquinone. The transcript is spliced from 10 exons. Bases 7 to 975 code for a protein of 322 amino acids. The record is from RefSeq and is a predicted model, not a curated record. Lineage: Eukaryota; Viridiplantae; Streptophyta; Magnoliopsida; Rosales; Rhamnaceae. Gene Ontology annotation, molecular function: NADH dehydrogenase activity.